Messenger RNA from Durio zibethinus, 1320 nucleotides. RefSeq names its product protein S-acyltransferase 8-like. Gene Ontology annotation, cellular component: Golgi apparatus; endoplasmic reticulum. Gene Ontology annotation, biological process: peptidyl-L-cysteine S-palmitoylation; protein targeting to membrane. Gene Ontology annotation, molecular function: protein-cysteine S-palmitoyltransferase activity. The record is from RefSeq and is a predicted model, not a curated record. Lineage: Eukaryota; Viridiplantae; Streptophyta; Magnoliopsida; Malvales; Malvaceae.
CAGCUCUCAAGUUGAUUACUGUUCAAGUGGAAACAUUCUUUCAUGGCUAAGCGUCAGUAUGAAGUUUGGAAGGGCAACAAUAUAUUUCUUUUCGGGGGGAGGUUGAUAUUCGGUCCGGAUGCUAGGUCACUGAUAAUUACCUUGCUGCUUAUCAUUGUCCCCGUUAUUAUCUUUUGUACAAGUGUUGCAAGGAACCUCGUCGAUGAAAUUUCAGGAAAUAUUACUGGCUAUGCAAUUCUAAUGGUGACAGUUGUUUUCACAAUCUAUGUAUUACUGAUGCUUCUUCUUACCUCUGCCCGAGACCCUGGCAUUGUUCCUCGCAAUUUACAUCCACCAGCAGAAGAGAUAUGUUUUGAUUCCCCAGCUUCAAUUGAUGUUGGGAGACAAACACCAACCCCACGACACCCCCCUCCAAAAGAAGUCCUUGUCAAUGGUGUAACUGUAAGGGUGAAGUAUUGUAGGACAUGCCAGUUGUAUCGUCCACCUCGUUGCUCACAUUGCUCUGUAUGUGAUAACUGCGUGGAGCGAUUUGACCACCAUUGUCCUUGGGUCGGUCAGUGCGUUGGAAUGCGCAACUACCGGUCAUUCUUUCUGUUCGUUUCUUCUUCAACCAUCCUCUGCGUCUUCAUCUUUGUAAUGUCUGCCUUGAACAUAAAAUUCCUUAUGGAUGACUAUGGAACAGUCUGGAAGGCAAUGAAAGAGUCACCACUUUCGGUGGUACUAAUGGUUUAUUGCUUCAUUUUCCUAUGUUUGGUUGGAGGGCUUACCUGCUUCCACUUAUAUCUUAUCGGCACAAACCAGACCACAUAUGAGGCAUUUCGGUACCAAGUAUUUGAAAGGUCCCGUGUAUAUGACCGUGGCUGCUUGAGCAACUUUCGACAAGUACUCUGCUCCGGGAUAAAGCCUUCAAGAAACAAUUUUCGUGCUUAUGUACAAGAAAAUGAGAGAGGGUCUACUUUGGGCGUAACCUCUGAAACUUAUGUAGGUGAUUUAGAUGCAAACCGACGAGAAAAAGUAGAAGAUGACCGAGAAAUCGGUGGUGACCUUCACAAGAUUUCCCAACGCCGUGAAGCUGACGAUGCUUAGAGCAACCUCAACAGGCAGCAGACCUAUUCAAAAUCUCUUUUAAGGCUAGCUGAGUUCCUUUUGGGGUGAAGUGAAAGUGAAGACGAUCGGCCAUUACAAAAUACAAGUGGGGAUAUAAUGUAGAGUCCAAAAAGAUCAACCAAGUUAUCUUUGCCUAGAAAUCCUGAGGCAUGGAUAGCUACAGAAUUUUGAAAGAAGAAACACCAGUAUAACGAUUGUUUAUCAUAGUCCACA